GGAAGUGGCCGAGAUUAGAGCCAGCGCGGGCCGCACCGCGCCGCGAACGUAAGCCCACUUAAGACUGUUUUUAAUACUAGUAUUUUUUACGCGAUCCCGACAGGAUUUACCGGAUAAGCGCCGUCGCCGCGAUCGUGCGCUUUGAUUUAUCGGUUUCGGAUUCGUAUUCGGUUUGUUUCUGGUGUUUACGUUAGUGGGUGACGUCUGGCCGCGGGUGGACGCGCGUAAUCCAGCGGCUUGUACCAGAUUAUGACGGAUAUCAUCGGAUUGCGUGUACAUAUACUGUGAAAACCAGCUUCCGAGGAAUCGCUGAACUUACUGCCCCGCUUCGCUGUCGAAAACCCAGAUUAAUCCGUUCACCAGUGCCAUCAGCGCAUGUGCUAAUAUCCGCCACUGACAAUCGACAGUCGCGAACGCGGCUCUUUCCCACCUCGUGACCAUCAAACGUCAUCAUUCACCUACGCGUGUAUAAGGAGGCGCUAGCGGCCGGCAUGGAGCCGCUAAGCGAAAACGGACUCUGUCUCUCAGAGCUAGAGCUGCAUGGUGGAGGGCACCUGCACGAAUCAGUGGCAGCUUCAGUGGGAACAGCCAUUUCCAGCCUAAUGGCGCCGUUGCACCACGAGCCUCAACACACUCCGUUACAUCACGCCCCGCCGCUGCAUCACGAGCCACUGGAAAAGUUGAAAUUAUGGGCAGAGACAGGCGAGUUUCGGGACAGCGGGCACUCGUCCCUCGCGUCAGGUGGGUCCGGCAUCGAACAAUCGUCGCUAUACGCGCCGCCACGACCGAGGCGCGACCGUAAGAGUGCCGACGACAAUCGUGCUUUAACAUCAGAGCCCACGAUCAAGACGGAGUCCACAACACCUGGCAUAGGCCCCGAUGAACCCAUGGACGACAAAGGCGACAAGAAGAACAAACGCCAACGGCGCCAGCGCACGCAUUUCACCAGUCAACAACUCCAGGAGUUAGAAGCCACGUUCGCGAGGAACCGCUAUCCUGAUAUGUCUACGAGGGAAGAGAUCGCGAUGUGGACUAACCUAACUGAGGCGAGAGUUAGGGUAUGGUUUAAAAACCGGAGAGCGAAAUGGCGGAAACGUGAACGGAACGCAAUGAACGCCGCCGCGGCAGCCGCUGUGGACUUCAAAAACGGCUUUAGCACUCAAUUCAACGGCCUAAUGCAACCUUUCCCAGACACCGAUGCAUUGUACUCACCAUAUCCUUACAACAACUGGGCUACGAAGGUCCCCAGCCCGUUAGGAACAAAAAGCUUUCCGUGGCCAGUGAACGCAUUAGGGUCAGUGGUUCCAGCGAGCCACCACCAGGGCUCGGUAAAUUGCUUCAAUACUGCGACGUCGAUGGGCGGCGUUGGUAGCGGCGGGAUGGCCGGCGUAGGUGGACCGGCAGGCGUCGGCGGCGGCGUGGCGCCGUGCCCGUACACAGCACCGCCGAACCCGUACAGCAUGUACCGCGCAGAGCCGUGCCCCGCGAUGACGUCUUCAAUAGCGUCGCUGCGGCUGAAAGCGAAACAGCACUCUUCAGGAUUCGGUGGCGGGUACGGGUCGGUGUCGCCGGUGUCACGCGCGGGGUCGGCGCCGUUGUCGGCGUGCCAAUACGCGGGCGGCGUGGGCGUGUCGGACCGCAUGCUCUGAGAGGAGGCGCGCGGACGCGACGACGUGCGCUCGCCGCCGCCGGCCGCCGCCCGCGUCUCCUAGUCACCACCCGCGCGUCGCCCGCCCGCCGCUUCUCCAGAACAAACGCACCACGGCCUUUAUAGGCACCUCUGGGACUGGUUCGAUUGAGCUAAACUGGGGGGCACUAAUUCUUAGCAUUCGGCCAAACCAUUUUUAAGUUCCAUUACUUAACGUUUCCAUGUUCUGGUUGUUUUAUUUAUUUAACUUGAUGUAAAGAUAAAAAUAAUUUUUGUAAACGGCAUUUAUAGUCUAUGCAGACAUCGAAGUUCUCUUUCAGGUAUUAUCAACAAGUGCAAGUGAAUUGGUGCCCAUGAUAAACUAUUGCGGUCUAAGACUAGGGUGUGUCGCGUGUAUUUUAUUAGUAUAAAUUUGUUCUCUACGAAACUUCAGGCAAUAAACCUUAACGAUUCGUUUUAGAUGUUGAUGUAAAUAUAUAGCUAUGUAUCUACGUAUACCAAAGCGAUGA
Messenger RNA from Hyposmocoma kahamanoa, 2157 nucleotides. RefSeq names its product pituitary homeobox homolog Ptx1 (gene Ptx1). Gene Ontology annotation, cellular component: nucleus. Gene Ontology annotation, molecular function: DNA-binding transcription factor activity, RNA polymerase II-specific; RNA polymerase II cis-regulatory region sequence-specific DNA binding. NCBI's taxonomy places the organism in Eukaryota, Metazoa, Arthropoda, Insecta, Lepidoptera, Cosmopterigidae. The coding region runs from base 492 to 1649 and encodes 385 amino acids. The transcript is spliced from 5 exons. The record is from RefSeq and is a predicted model, not a curated record. Gene Ontology annotation, biological process: regulation of transcription by RNA polymerase II; anatomical structure morphogenesis.